This is a messenger RNA of Daldinia vernicosa, 1896 nucleotides long. Its product is annotated as Homogentisate 1,2-dioxygenase. Gene Ontology annotation, molecular function: homogentisate 1,2-dioxygenase activity. The coding region runs from base 371 to 1768 and encodes 465 amino acids. Gene Ontology annotation, cellular component: cytoplasm. The transcript has 2 exons. Gene Ontology annotation, biological process: L-phenylalanine catabolic process. NCBI's taxonomy places the organism in Eukaryota, Fungi, Ascomycota, Sordariomycetes, Xylariales, Hypoxylaceae. The record is from RefSeq and is a predicted model, not a curated record.
CCUGACAACUCACCCACACGCACCCUAAACACCCUAAACAUCGCCCUAUGUCGCUUAUACGUUGCUUACCAGCGCGUGCUGUAAUACCGGCGCAUUAGGUGCAUACCUAAUGUCUCGGAAUGCCUCCUUCAAAACCUUCUACUCGUUCCGCUGCGUUUACCUUCAGUAGCCGUUGAUCCCUACCUAAAUUACUUCCGAUUCCGUCAAGUCGCAUCCGGUUCCGAGUUGCUUAGAUCGCGAUCAUGUUGCUACGUUCAAUAUUUGAUCCAUCUCACGCCAACUAUCUUUGAGAGAUGUACAAUAUUAAUCUAUACUAGUUAACUACCUAAAGUAAAUUAUAUACGAGUUAACUCCCUUGAAACCACUCACGAUGCCCGUCACUACAUUCGAAUUUGCCGAGAAGUAUCGGUAUCAAAAUGGCUUUAGGUCUUACUUUGAGACUGAGGCUAUCUGGGGUGCUCUACCCAUUGGUCAAAAUUCCCCUCAGAAACCUCCGUAUGGACUAUACGCCGAGAAGCUUUCCGGUACUGCGUUCACGGCCCCACGGCACGAAAAUCAGCAGUCAUGGCUCUAUCGCAUACUACCUUCGUGUGCACAUCCGCCAUUUUCCCCUGCUGCUGACAGUGCUUCAAAGUCUGAUAAGCUGAUUGAUCCCGCAAAGCUUGAAUACAUACCAAAUCAACUGCGAUGGGAUCCUUUCGAUCACGACGACCAGACCGACUUCGUCUCAGGUCUGCGUUUGAUCGCCGGAGCUGGCGAUCCAACACUAAAACAAGGCAUUGGAAUAUACGUCUACGCCGCGGGAAAAUCGAUGGACGAGCGCUCUGCUUUCUACUCAGCGGAUGGUGAUCUUCUGAUAGUCGCUCAGGAUGGAGUUUUAGAUAUCAGAACUGAGCUAGGAUGGCUUCUCGUCCGGCCCAUGGAGAUCUGUGUGAUACCUCGUGGGAUCAGGUAUCAAGUUCAUCUACCAUCCGGUGCAGUCCGUGGAUAUGCACUUGAGCUUUAUCAGGGCCACUUUACGCUGCCAGAACUAGGUCCGAUCGGAUCGAAUUGCCUUGCCAACGCCCGCGACUUCCAGGCUCCCGUUGCUUCAUUUAGCGAGGACUUUGGUACUACCGCUUCCGAAGGCCCCAAUAUAUACGUGAUCACUAGCAAGUUUAAUAACUCGCUCUUCCAAACUAAGCAAGCUCAUACACCAUUUGAUGUAGUUGCUUGGCAUGGAAAUUACUAUCCGUAUAAGUAUGACCUUGGCCGUUUCAAUACUAUUGGAAGUAUCUCGUAUGACCAUCCAGACCCAUCCAUCUUCACAGUGCUCUCGGCUCUUUCAGACCAUCCUGGCACUGCUAUCGCCGAUUUUGUUAUCUUUCCGCCGCGCUGGCUAGUGGCCGAGAACACGUUUAGGCCACCAUGGUACCACCGCAACACGAUGUCUGAGUUUAUGGGCCUCAUUGCCGGCGAGUACGAUGCGAAAAAAGGUGGGAACGGCGGCUUCAUGCCUGGUGGCGCAAGCUUGCACAACGUUAUGAGCGGGCAUGGGCCGGAUGCCAAGAGUUUCGAGGGCGCCUCCAAUGCUGAGCUCAAACCCGCUUUGGUUGGUAAAGGUAGCUGUGCUUUCAUGUUUGAAAGCUGUUUAAUGGUUGGCGUCACCGCAUGGGGUCUUAAAACGUGUAAAAAGGUCCAGGAAGGUUACAACGAAGAGAGCUGGGGUGGCCUACAGGCUCACUGGAAGAAGCCUGAAGGGGUGAGUGCUAACAGUCACUUGCUAUAGUAAGACACCCACGAAUAAAGCCAGUCAGGGCUUCGCGAAAGUCGUGGGUAUAUCUCUUUAUUUUCACACUGCUUUGUCGUAAUGACAUCUUACCGACGUCAAAAUAUUGUUAAUAUAUUAUUCUUUCA